Messenger RNA from Helicoverpa armigera (cotton bollworm), 1643 nucleotides. Its product is annotated as myrosinase 1. The transcript has 11 exons. Gene Ontology annotation, biological process: carbohydrate metabolic process. Bases 1 to 1629 code for a protein of 542 amino acids. Gene Ontology annotation, molecular function: beta-glucosidase activity. NCBI's taxonomy places the organism in Eukaryota, Metazoa, Arthropoda, Insecta, Lepidoptera, Noctuidae. The record is from RefSeq and is a predicted model, not a curated record.
AUGCAGCUUAUCAGCGCAGUUGUGUUUAGUGCCGUCGUGUCUGGGUGCUUCGGGCAGAACGAAACAUUUCCAACAUGGUUCCUAUUCGGAGCCGCUACUGCCGCUUACCAGAUCGAAGGAGGCUGGUAUGCUGAUGAUAAAGGAGAGAGCAUGUGGGACCGACUCCUGCACUCAAAUGACAUAACCCUGGACAGUUCCAAUGCUGACGUGGCUUGUGACUCCUAUCAUCUGUGGAAGAGGGACAUUGAAGUGGCCAAGGAGUUGGGGCUGAAUAUGUAUAGGUUCUCAAUAUCCUGGCCUCGUAUCCUCCCGUCGGGUUACCCAAACCAAGUCAGCGAGGAUGGCAAGAAGUAUUACAACAACCUGAUCGACGGUCUACUGGAGAAAGGCAUACAGCCAGUUGUGACGAUGUACCAUUGGGACUUGCCGCAAUCCUUGCAGGAUCUUGGUGGCUGGGCAAACCCUCUCAUCACCACCUGGUUCGCAGACUACGCUCGCGUAUUAUUCACCCUCUUUGGUGACCGCGUGAAGUAUUGGAUCACAUUAAACGAGCCCCUCGCGAUCUGUGAUGGCGGCUACAACAAGAUGGCCGCCCCGUAUUUAGAUGACAUGAAAAUUGGCGGGUAUUUGUGUAAUAAGCAUGUAUUGUUGGCCCAUGCUGCGGCUUAUAGGAUCUAUGAGAAGGAGUUUCAAUCGCUGUAUUUUGGCAAGUUGUCGAUGGCGAACGUUUUCUUCUGGUUCAAGCCGGAGAAAACGACUGAUGAUGAGGCUACGAAACUUGCUAUCCAAAUGUGGGAAGGCAGAUACGCUCACCCCAUAUACUCCGAAUCGGGUGGCUGGCCACCAGAACUAGAGAAAAUACUAGCAGAAAACAGUAAGAAGGAAGGUUAUCCAUAUCCCAGGUUACCUCCUUUCACUCCUGAAGAAAUUGAAUUCGUUAAAGGUACUUACGAUUUCUACGCGUUAAACCACUAUACGACCCGUCUAGUGCGUAAGGUAAACCCUGAGAAGGCUGGUUCCUGGCCUUACUACGGCUGCAAGGAGAUUGGAGUCGACUUUGUAAACGAUCCUACUUGGAAGACGGCUGUCAUUGACUGGUUUGCGGCAAGAAACUUUAUAAACUUACAUAAUAAUAAUCGGUCCAAAACGAUUUUAAUCCAGCUUUUCCUUCCUCAGGCCACUUGUGAAACUCUCGCUCUAAAUUCUAGCAACAUUCGAUCAUCCUAUGUCUUCCUCUUUCAGAUAUACCCUGAAGGCCUUCGGGAACAAUUGUAUUGGAUCAACAAGACUUAUGGAGUAGACCAGGUCAUGAUUACAGAGAAUGGGUACCCAGAUCUCAAUGACGAUCUAUUUGACGUCCAACGUAUGACGUACAUAAAGACUAUGUUACAACAGGUACUUCUCGCCAUAAACGAUGGCAUCCACGUUAUGGGGUACACAGUCUGGUCAAUGAUGGAUAACUUCGAAUGGGUAACUGGCUACAAGACGAAAUAUGGACUCUACGCGGUAGACUUUCUCAGUCCUAAUCUAACGCGGACGCCUCGUGAGUCGGCGAGGUUCUACUCGAGUGUGACUAAAGGUCGAAGAAUACCAAAAUAUCGGGUACUCGUAGAUUAUGAAGAUGUUUAGAAUUAACAAUAGUU